Molecule: messenger RNA, 1389 nt
Organism: Puccinia graminis f. sp. tritici CRL 75-36-700-3
Lineage: Eukaryota; Fungi; Basidiomycota; Pucciniomycetes; Pucciniales; Pucciniaceae
Exons: 5
Coding region: 1-1110 (369 amino acids)
Source: RefSeq, a predicted model, not a curated record
AUGUCUGGCCAAAGAAGAAUCAGUCACCCCAUGUACUCAAUGGGCCCGUUUGACAUCAUCGAAGUCGGGGCAAACACGUUGAAAGACACUAACAACUUCGGUCAAUUCAAUUACGGAUCGUCGGUUGUCCUAGAAGACAAGGCGACUGGCAAACCUUACAACCACGAGAUCCUGCUGUCUGGCUACGGGUCUAGAACCACUGCCCCUGUUCGGGACAGGGUUUACCUUCUUGGAGGGCUUUUUGUCAAGAAUCCCGAGGAGCCCCCGACAGGCGAUGAAGACGAAGCGAGAUGUACCGGCUACACUUUUUUCUACGAUCAAGCCCUGACCCUUGGUAUUGGUGGAACAGAACAAUAUUGCACCAAAACAACAUCUUUCCUCAUGAAUAAGGUCGGGGUCUUUGGCUUCGGUUUGAUAACUAACCGUCAGGAGAUCCAGCAUACCACUCCGAACAAUAAUUCUCAAACCGAUCUCCACGUUUCUGUGCAGCACACUGAUUAUCAUACCACGGCCAAACAACUGAUGGAGUUCCAAGUCAACUACAUCGUUCCUGGCAAUAAGCUCUUGAACCACACGUUCAAUUUGUUUCAAGUCGGACGAGAGGCACUGAUUGUCGGUUACAUCACCAGCCAUGAUGAUGAUGCCGAGAUUUGGCAAGUCACGGUUUUGCUGGUGUCGAUAUCUUCGGGAGGCAGAAGUACCACUGUUAACUUGAUGUCUACUCCGGCCUCUUCAAACGCCGGGUCGGUUGAACAACCUCGACCUAACAUGAGACGUAUUGGGGCUCGCAAGACCCCUACUCCAGCCAGCAAAACUGCUCCGAAGCAGUUUUCAGUCAACGCCAGCCAAGAACCCCAACAAGCGAAACAGCCUCCUUCCUUAGCACCCCUGGAAAUAUUUCCAACUCCCUCGACUUCAGCCACUGUGCUCUCCUCCAAGGAGAAAGACUAUGAAGAAAGCGAAGAAGCUGAAGUAUCGGAUGAUGACAACGACGACCAUUUCAAAGACACGUACCCUCCAGGCGAUAAAAACAACAAGAGGGCUCAAACCUCGCAGACAGGCUCCGGAAUCCUUGCCGAGGCACAGAAGAAACUCAAGGGCCGUGCUUAAGCCCCUCGAUCGAGGAUCGUGAUCGUUACUCACGCAACGAUCAGUGGUAACAGACCACAACUAACAACGAUGAUUUUUUCCAUCUCCUUCUCUAUCUACCUUGGCCGAUCAUAAGAACUAUAUCAUGUGAACUACGCCCUAUCUCUUUGUACUAGAUCGGUCUGUGCUCAAAUGUUCAUCAACUUGAACUCAUGUAUCUACUAAAUGUCAUGUCUCGACAUCUCUAUUACCUAGCUGAUCCUAUUGUCAACGUCUGCAAUUAAAAUGAAUGAAAUGUGC